Molecule: messenger RNA, 903 nt
Organism: Prunus armeniaca (apricot)
Lineage: Eukaryota; Viridiplantae; Streptophyta; Magnoliopsida; Rosales; Rosaceae
Source: the annotation of a GenBank genome assembly
AUGGCUUUUACUACAGUCGGGGACCACCACCCAGACCCCGAUCAGCAAGACCCCUUACCACCCCAAACCUACAACAAGGGCUACGCCGUCAGCGGCAAGAUCAUGCUCAGUGCCAUCAUCAUCCUCUUCUUCGUCGUCAUCCUCAUGGUCUGCCUCCACCUCUACGCUCGCUGGUACCUCCUCCGCGCCCGCCGCCGCCAUCUCCGUCGCAACCGCCGCAAUCGCCGAACCCACAUCAUGUUUCACGAGGACCCAUACGCCGCUACCCUUUCUACCCCCACACGCGGCCUCGACGCCUCCAUCCUCAACUCCCUCCCCGUCUUCGUCUACUCCUCUAAAUCGACUGAAACAACGCAGUUUCGUGAGCAGCCGAUUUUGGAGUGCGCCGUCUGCUUGUCCGAGUUCGAGGACGGCGAGAAGGGCCGAUUGCUUCCGAAAUGUAAGCACAGCUUCCACAUCGAGUGUAUUGACAUGUGGUUCCACUCUCACUCGACGUGCCCCCUUUGUCGGGCCCCGGUGGAACCGGGUCCGGAGUCGGAAACCAGGGCCGACGUGGUUUUGAAUGUUUGCGAACUGGAAGGGGGUGAACCGGGUCCGAGUUCGGAGCUGUGCUCCGAGUGUUGUAAUUCCGAAACUACGUCGUCGGGCUCGCGGAUAAAACCGCUGGACAUCGUGGUUCCGAGAAGGAACGAGAGUUUUGGGAGGGGGGAGGACUCGGGCCGCGGUGACUCGCCGGCGUUCAGGUCACCGAUGAGUCGGAUGCUGUCGUUUACGAGAAUGCUCAGCAGAGACAGACGAAACGGCGGCGUUUCUCCAUCGGGAGGGAACGCGGGCGGUUGUAGUUCGGUGGCCGAGUCGGAGGAUAUCGAGGUCGGUGGACGACGAGAGACUCGGAAAGAGUAG